Molecule: messenger RNA, 3709 nt
Organism: Diachasmimorpha longicaudata
Lineage: Eukaryota; Metazoa; Arthropoda; Insecta; Hymenoptera; Braconidae
Gene: Nep3
Product: endothelin-converting enzyme homolog
Exons: 12
Coding region: 175-2514 (779 amino acids)
Biological process (GO): proteolysis
Cellular component (GO): plasma membrane
Molecular function (GO): metalloendopeptidase activity
Source: RefSeq, a predicted model, not a curated record
UAAUGGGGGAAACUCGCCUGCAGAGUAAAACGUAGGAAACAGCACGUUCUAAUAAGUUUUCUUCACAUUUCGAGGAAUAUGAGAUUUUUCGAGUGUUCGGAGCUCAUGUUUUGAGCUGUUCAACGGAAACACAUGGAGUGAUUGCAGCAUCCACUGGGAAUACGCUGCGAAAAAAUGUCAGUUAAGAUGACAAAGUACAAGCAGACAGAAUUUGAAGAUGAGGACAGCAGUAGCAUUGGCUCAGUUGUGCUCAACAGCGAGGGAAUAAGCACAUCAGCAACUCACAUAAGAUAUCACUCGGGAACAUCUCUGUGGAAAGCGAGAACACUCCUAGAAAAAUGCCUCCUCGUAGCCAGUUUUGGCUUUCUCCUGCUGAUCUGUAUCCUCCUCAUCGUGAUUGGACGAAAACAUGGCUGGGAUAAGGCGCAAAUUUUGCACGUAACAUCCAACUCAGAUGAGGGUCUGCACUGCUUGACCGAGCGUUGCGUCACCGUCGCUGCCUCCAUCAUCAACAGCAUCAACCCCAAAGUUGAUCCCUGUGAUGAUUUUUACGAGUACGCCUGCGGCGGUUGGAUCAAGAAGAAUCCAAUGCCGGAUGGCAAGAGCAUGUGGGGGACAUUUGGAAAAUUGGAUCAGGAGAAUCAGUUAAUUGUCAAAAAUGUCCUAGAGAAACCAUUCUCUGAGAUGAAAUCAAAAGCCGAACAAAAAGCCAAACUUUAUUAUUUAUCGUGCAUGGAUGCUAAUGAGACUGUUGAGGCUCUUGGAGGCCAGCCCCUGUUGACACUUUUGGAGACCAUCGGAGGGUGGAAUAUCACGGGGGGGUUCAAUGUCAGCCGAUGGAGUCUUCAGAAUAGCAUGCACGUGCUGCAGAAUGUCUACAACAUGGGGGGACUCUUUACGUGGGCUGUUAAUGAGGACGAUAGGAAUAGUACUAAGCACAUUAUCGAAGUAGAUCAAGGUGGUCUCACCCUCCCCACCACCGACAACUAUCUGAACAAAACAGAGCAUGCAAAAGUUCUCACCGCGUACCUCGACUACAUGACCAAGAUCGGCGUCCUGUUGGGUGGCGAAGAGGCUGAGACUCAGCGUCAGAUGCAGGCAGUCAUCGAGUUUGAAACUAAAAUAGCCGAGAUAACGACUCCCCAGGAAGAGAGGCGAGAUGAAGAGAAACUGUACAAUCUCAUGACCGUCAGUGAAUUACAGAAACUAGCACCAUUUAUGUCGUGGUUGGAUUAUUUUCAAAAUGCAACGAAAUUGGUGAAUAAAAAAAUUAGCAGUAAAACUAAAAUUGUUAAUUUCGCGCCUGGAUUCUUCAAAAAACUAACAAAAUUGGUUGAGGACUAUAAUAAAACUGCUGAUGGUCAAAUAGUUCUUAAUAAUUAUUUAGUAUGGCAGACAGUGCGAUCCCUCACAGCAUUUCUAUCGAAGCCCUUCAGAGAGUCCUACAAAGGCCUGAGGAAGGCCCUGAUGGGGUCAGAAGGGAGGGAGGAGCAGUGGAGAUACUGUGUCAGUGACACAAACAACGUCAUGGGCUUUGCAAUCGGUGCCAUGUUUGUCAGAGACGUUUUCCAUGGAAAGAGCAAGCCCAAAGCCGAGGAGAUGAUCAACGAAAUUCGUGCGGCAUUCGUCAAGAACCUGAGGAAUCUCGACUGGAUGGAUGAGGAGACCCGCAGGGCCGCUGAGGAGAAGGCCAACGCCAUCACCGACAUGAUAGGCUUUCCCAACUUUAUCCUCAACUCCAACGAACUGGACGAACGCUACAAGGAUCUCCAGAUAAGACAGAACGAGUACUUCCUGAAUAACAUAAGAGUUAACAAGUACAGUUUGAAGAAGAACCUCGAGAAGCUCGACAGGCCGGUCAACAAGACAACCUGGAUCAUGACACCACUGACUGUCAACGCCUACUACUCACCAACGAAGAACCAAAUUGUAUUUCCCGCUGGGAUCCUCCAGAAUCCUUUCUAUGACAUGGAGAACCCCAGCAGCCUCAACUUCGGGGGAAUCGGAGUGGUCAUGGGUCACGAACUGACACAUGCAUUUGAUGAUCAGGGACGCGAAUACGAUCUUCACGGGAAUCUCCACAAGUGGUGGAACAACGCAACAAUAGAAAGAUUCAAAAACCGAACCGAAUGUUUUGUGGAGCAAUAUGGGGAUUUUGAAAUUGAGGGGAGACACAUUAACGGACGACAAACUCUAGGUGAAAAUAUUGCUGAUAAUGGCGGUCUCAAAGCUGCCUAUCAUGCAUAUCUGACCACUCUGAAGGACUACGAGGACCAAUUGCCAUUGCCUGGCCUCCAGCUCACCCAUCGUCAACUAUUUUUCCUCAACUUUGCUCAGGUCUGGUGUUCCGCAAUAACGCCAGAGUCAAUAAACCUUCAAGUCGAGAAAGACUCUCACUGUCCACCAAAAUAUCGAGUCAUAGGGCCACUCUCAAAUUUACCUGAAUUUGCAGCUGAAUUCAAUUGCCCAAAGGGUUCGAAAAUGAAUCCAGGGGAUAAGUGUGAGGUUUGGUAGUGUUGAAGAUUAAAAAAAUAAAUUUUUUUAAUUGAAUUUAAUUAAGCGAGAGGAUGAGACAGAUUCAUCGUGUAAAGUCAAUCCACAGAGAUCACGAAUGGCACUAAAACUAAGGGAUGAAUAGCGAUAGCACUUGGAAUGAUCGAGAAGAUUUUUGAGAACUUUAAAACCCCAAAAAUGAAAUUUCAGUAAUUAUUUUUCUGGAGACAACCAAUCCCCUCCGAAAAUUUUUCAUUGAUUAUUGUCCUACUGAAUUAAUCAAUGAAACCUGAGUAUGACCUUUAAUUCGCUUUAGUCCUCACCACUGAGAAAUAAUUCAGUGUAAAUAUAUUUGACCUUAUCAGAAGGUCGAAUAAUUACAAUUAGAGAUUCACAAACACCGAGUGCUUAAAAAAAUAAUUCACGCGAUUGAAUUGAAAACUGGAUAACAGAAAAUAGUUGAACUAAAUUGUUAUCAGUAUUAAAUUGCAAAAGAUACCUCGAUAUCUUAAAUGGAAUCCCGAUUGAUUACGUUUCUUGGUAUUUGAAAAAUUAAACGAGGGGUGAGUGUCUUCCAUAAAAAAAAUCAUCAUCCUGUGAAUGAUUGAUGGAUGUUUAAAUGUUUUCACGUUGACAGUGUAUACAUAUCUAUUUAAACGGGAUUUUCGUUUCUACUUUGUGCUCAAGCACCGGACAACCACAUAAUUAAGUGUUUCAUUGGGUCAAUGUCUUUGCUGGGAGUACACGCUCCACGACAUCUCCGUAUUAGAUAAUUAAUAAUUUUCCAUAGGAUGGAAUGGGGAAAAGAAAUAAUGCUGUUAUGGGUUAACAUAAAAACAACAAUUCAAUUGAUUAAUUAUUCUUAAUCCAGUUGAUUCAAAAUAAUCACUUCACAAUGUAAAAUACUUUUUGUAUUAAACACCGAGGCAGUUUGAUAAUAAGAAGUAGAUUAAUCGAUAAUUUUCGAAUGCAUUAUUUCUGCAGGCAGGAUAGUGAUGAUAAUAAAUAAAAAAAUGUGAAUUAUUUUCCGAUGAGAAAGAGAAUAAAAUUUUAAGUCAUUGUAUCGUGAUGUCAUUGAUUGUGAAAAGAAAUUAUAUUUCUCCUUGUCAUUGAAUUUACUAUUAAUUAAUGGUAAAUGGGAGAGGGCUGGGGGGAAGUGUGAAGUAUAUGUAAAUAAAUUUGACGAAUUAAAUAAAUUCGACAUUGCUUUGAAAAA